This is a messenger RNA of Parascedosporium putredinis, 1308 nucleotides long. NCBI's taxonomy places the organism in Eukaryota, Fungi, Ascomycota, Sordariomycetes, Microascales, Microascaceae. The record is from the annotation of a GenBank genome assembly.
AUGGGUGAAGAAGUCCCCGCCCACAUUCAGGCGCAGCCCCGAACCCAGCCGCCGUCGCCGGCUUCCACGGGCAAGCAACCGACUCUCCACCUCGACAGCGCAACGCCUCCUAAGCCGAGCAUCGAGCGCGUGCCAACGGCCGAGAUCCUCUCACCUACCAUGCCAAUGACCCCGAAUCCCUUCCUGUCUCGCCAUAAUACUCUCGACAUUGACGACUACUUUGUCGGACCUCGCGACAUAUCGAAGCAUUCGAAAUGGCCAUUGUUCAUGAGAAUGCAUGGGAGCAUCCUCCCCAAGAUGAUUGUCCCAUUGCUGUGGGUUGGUGCCUGGUCUAGCACCAUCACCUGCAUCACCAUGCUGGAAAUCGCGAACCUUGGCACAAAUCCCGUAUUGCUUACCAUUACCGGUUUCGUCGUUGGUCUGGGCCUGUCGUUCCGUAGCUCCACCGCGUACGAGCGCUAUAACGAAGGUCGACGAUACUGGGCGCAGCUCACACUCGCGUCGCAGAACCUCGGCCGCGCAAAGGCGCAGCUCCUCCAGGCCAUGACCUGCACCAACCUCAUCGUGGCCUUUGCCAUUGCUCUCAAGCACAAGCUCCGAUUCGAGCCUUACACCGUCUACGACGACCUCGCGCACCUGGUCGCGCAUCUCCAGACAUUCGCCGGAACGGCAACGGCCGACGACCCGUCCAAGGCCGAGCAUCCUCCCAAGAACAUCUUCAAGGAGGUGCUCAAGAAGGCGAACAUGCCUCUGGGAAAUCUGCCUCUCGAGAUCCUCAGCUACCUCGGUCGAUGCACCGACAAGUUUGUAGCCGAGGGUAAACUUCCCGUGCCCAUGCAGCAGACCCUUGCCUAUAACAACCUUCUCUCGCUCAACGACGUUCUCACCGGUACUGAGCGUCUCUGCACCGCUCUGGGAUGGGUUACGAUCCCCGCCAGCAUCGCCGCGUCGUACAUUAUUCUCGGCAUCCUCUUCAUCGGCCGCGAGAUCGAGAACCCCUUUGGCCAGGACGUCAACGACUUGCCUCUUGAGCACUACUGCGAGCAGGUGGCCAUCGAGAUGGACAUCAUCGCUGCCCAGGCCAUGCACCUCGAGAACCUGAUGGAGCACGUCGAGAGCGGCAAGAACCGUGUCCUCUUCCCCGUGAGCUCCGCGUCCUACACCAGCUGGAAGAUGCGACCCGAGCAGAGGCUGCGCGAGGCCAUCAAGCUGAAGCCCCAGGCCGUGUUCGAUCAGAGGACGCAUCACGAGGGUGACCUAGCGGCUGCCAAGGCGGAGACGGUCCUCGUGGGCGAGAAGAAGGUUUGA